Marchantia polymorpha subsp. ruderalis is the source of this 3612-nucleotide messenger RNA. NCBI's taxonomy places the organism in Eukaryota, Viridiplantae, Streptophyta, Marchantiopsida, Marchantiales, Marchantiaceae. The record is from the annotation of a GenBank genome assembly.
GCCCUCGGGCUGCCCCGGGUUGCCCUGCCCUGCCCUGCCCUUGCCUUGCCUGGCCUGGCCUGGCCUCACUCCCUUCGGCCCCCAUCUCGCUCCUUCGUCGGGUUUUGCUUGCUCGCUUUCCCCUCUUCUCAGGCUUCAAACCUUGCGAUCGACCCUGAUGCACCUUUUUUCCCCUUCCUCCACCUGCUUUCAUUGACAUCGCGCAUUCCUCUGUGCUGCUGCCGAGCGCUUUGCUUCCAUGCUGGCUUGGCUUUGAGAGGGAAAGAGAGAAGAAGGGACGGAAAGCGAGGGAUCCGCAGACGAGCUCGUCGGAGCGCAACCUGGAGGAACUCGAGAGAGGGACAUAGCUUCGAUUGAAAGGGGAGGGAGGGUGUGAAGAACGGGGGGCCGGGAGGGAAAAAGGUUGUGUUGAGCUCAGUGUUCGAGGAGAGGUUAGGUAUGGUGGAUGAACGGAAGAGAGGGAGGAGAGCUGAGUAAACGAAUAGCUCAAGUCAGUGGACGAGUGAGUGAAGAACGCGGAGGCUUGUGACUUCUGGCUAGCUGUGAGCGGGGAAAGUGCGGAGAAAAACUCUGGCCCUCGUUACAAGAGCAUCAGUCUUUGCUGUAUCAUGUGGGAUAGGAUAUGUUACAGAACGAAUCGAUUGUAAAGACGAGAUGCAAAUUAGAUGCUUGAGCACGACUCCAUCAUGUACUUCCCGUUUCGCCAUGAUGCCAAUGUCAAAGAGUCUAUGCUUAACAGCUCGGCGUCAACUUUGCUCGACUCUGGCAGUUCUGCGAGACCCUUUGCCUCUUCUUUUUCAGCACAGUCAGCAUCAUCUCCGGUUUUCCACCACGGAGUACAAGGCCUGCACAAUGCCACAUACAACCUGCAGUCAGUACCAAACGCAAUGUCCAGUAGAAAUCCGGGGUUGGGGGGUGGCCCUUCAAGUGGAGCGCACCAACCGGCAGGAAGCUUACCUUCAGGGCGGUUUGGAUCCAAUAAUCUGCCGGUUGGAUUGUCACAGUUAUCGCAUGGGGCCAUUCAUGGACAUUCUGCAAUGACAAGUCGAGCAGGUAUUAGCGUAGUUGGAAAUCAUGCUUUCAGCAGUAGCAUGAAUGGGGUUGGAGGUUCUGGCCCUGGAGCAGCUCCAGGAGCAGGUUCUGUUAGUAAUCGGGGAGCCAUGGCAGGUCUGGGUGUUUCUCCUUCUCAAAUGGGGGUUGCUGGACCGAGGAUUGCCAGUUCUGCUGGAAACAUUGGAGCUGGAGCAGGUGUUAGUUUGACUGGUGGUGGCAAUCUUAGUAGAAGUUUAAAUUCGGGUGGUGGCCUAAGCGUGACUAGCUUGAAUGGGUCUCGAGUGAAUAUGGGCCCUCUUAGCAAUAGUGGUGGGAUUGGUGUACAAGGGCCUGGACGGCCCGUUAAUUCUAUGCUACCGCAAGGAGUUAACAUAUCUUCAUCAACGUACAGUCCAUCGGGCGACCUUUUGGCUAUGAUCAGCAGAGCACCACAAGCUGUCUCACUGCUUGGGAGCAAUUUUUCAUCAUCUCCAGGGUCCGGCAUUCAAGUACCCUCGGCCAAUGGGCAGCUUGGUACUAUAGGACUAGGGAAUGACGGAGGUACGAAUGAUGGAGUUGCCUUUGACAUGAAUGACUUCCCACAAUUGACCACGCGACAAACUUCUGGUGGAGGGCUGCAAGGUCCUGUAGCUGCCCUAAGAAAGCAAGGUGUUGCUGUCAAUACCAUUGUUCAACAAAAUCAAGAGUUUAGCAUACAGAAUGAAGAUUUUCCAGCGUUGCCUGGCUUCAAAGGUGGGAGCUCUGACAUGCCGACAGAAAUGCAGCACAAAGAUCAGCAACACGAGAACACGCUUUCCGCGAUGCAGGCACAACACUUCCCGACGGGAAGGUCAGCCGGUUUUUCGCUUGGGGGUUCGUAUGUUCCUCAUCGGCAACAGCAGCAGCAACAUCAAGGAACUGGAGUAUCAUCAGGCGUAUCUACAGGAUCCUUGUCUGGAACUAACGCUGCAGACCUCCCUCAUUUACAUGCCGCAGUGAGCGACAAUUUCCCAUCUUCCCAUGGUUUUUCAGCAUCUUAUCAUUCCCAGGCUCAGGCAGUUGGGACGCCAGCAUCUGGAACAGCGCAGUCUUUGCGGUCAGGAGGAUCUUCAGGGGUGGCUGUAAAUAUGGGGUCCUAUGACCAGCUGGUACAUCAAUAUCAGCAACACCAACAGUCUCAGUUCAGCAGAUUAGGGGCGCAUCAACAGCAACUUACGGCAGUUGGCCAGUCGUCUAGAGAUAUUGGGGGAAAAUCUGUACAGGGGAUCCAAGCUACCCCUGAUCGAUUUGGACUGCUAGGUUUGCUGAGUGUAAUAAGGAUGAGUGAUCCUGACCUGACAACGCUUGCCUUGGGAACGGAUCUUACAACCUUAGGACUGAAUCUCAACUCCCGGGAGAACUUGUAUAAAACUUUUGCAUCUCCGUGGGCAGACGGGCCAAUUAGAGGGGAACCGGAAUUCACAUUGCCGCAAUGUUAUAAUCAGGCAGCUCCCAAGCUUCAGUCUGGCUAUUAUGCCAAGUUCCAGCAAGAUACCCUGUUUUAUAUUUUCUACAGCAUGCCAAAUGACGAGGCUCAACUGUAUGCUGCUGAUGAGUUGGUCAAUAGGGGCUGGUUUUACCACAAGGACCAUCACAUGUGGUUUACUCGCGUUCCUAACGUAGAACCUCUUGUUAAGACAAACACAUAUGAGCGUGGUUCCUAUUACUAUUUUGAUCAAAACACCUGGGAAACAGGUCGUAAGGAAAACUUUGUCCUUCACUAUGAAAUGCUGGAAAAGAGACCGCAAUUACCUUCUCAGCAUUAGCCAGCCAAGCACGUUGACUCCACCAGUUCCCAAUCCAAUGUAGAAGUGGCGGCCCCAUGUCCUAUCGAAAAUCUUGUGAAGUGCAAUUGCGUUCAUGAUCAAUGUUCAAUCUCUUUACACCUCAAUGAACUUCGUUGGCAUGCGUUUCCUUUCAUUUCUGAGCAUGCUUAGACUUCACACUUUCUCACUGUCCAGUCAUAUAUUGGAGCUAAUGAAGGUUAAUAGGAACUCUCCCGUCUGAACCUGCCUCCUCCUGUCCCAUAAUCAAGGGAUCAAGGUUAUGGUUCUGGUGGGAAUUGGGGUAGAUGCUCCAGGGAGUGGUAAAUUGAUUCUGAUACUAUAAAAUUGCGCUUUUUGUGGAUCUGCCUCUGAACUCGGAAUUUGGUGUGCAAAACAAGCCUCUUACGACGAUUCUCUGUCGUUCUCGAUAAAUGGGGAAAGUUCAUUUCUGCCUAAGAUGCAGUGUGUUUAGUUGCUCUCAUGUCGAGAUUUGGUUUGGGUUAACUCAUGUGGAUUUAGCACUGCUAUGGUGAAACUCCAUUGUAUAGCCAGAAGAACAUCCAGGCUCACGGCAGUCUUUUUUUCGUUCCUUACUUGCCCAUUCCGUGUGUUGUACAGAAUGGAUGAGGAAGUUUUGUCCGCAGAGUUUGUCUGCCCAUGGUCUAGGUGGGUAAUUGUAUGAAAUACUCUUUCCAUCAAGUGUACAUGAUCCGACAAGAUAUUGGUUGGUUGCUUCUGAAGAAAGUAAUAAAUGUGGCAUCAGCCAUUUGUGUCC